ACCUCUUUCUUCCCAACUCUUUUUAUCAACAACCCCCAAUCACAGUCAAAAUGCAGCAACGCCAACUCCUCGCUCUUAUCUCCCUGCUUGCCGCAGCGGCUAACACUGCUCCCGUCGGCACCCCACCAGCCGUCAGCGCUCUCGGCCCCGUGGCCAGCGACAUGAUCGAGAAUACCGCGCGCAACCUCUUGCCUCGUGCCGGCCCCGAAGCCGUCGCCGGCGGCGUAAUCGAGGGCCAGCGUGGUGCUGAGCACUCCGCCGAAGCAGAGCAAGAGGCGCAGAGACACGGGCAGCACGCCGAGGGCGCCGAGCAAGGCGCCGCAGGCGGCAGCCAGCACGCAGCGGAGGAAAGCCAGGGCGCCGCCCUCGAGGCCCAGCACAAGGCGAAGCAAGGACAGGAGGCCAGCAAUGAGGGCGACCACUCGUACGAGCAGGGCCAGGCGGCGCAGAGCCAAGGCCAGCACGCGGCCGAGGAGGACCACCGGUACAACGAGCACGGCAGCGGGGGCAAGAACGCGGGCAGUUUCGGAGCGAACCGUGGAGCCUCCAAGGAGGGCAUUGCGUACAACAACAAGGAUGGGGCUAAGAGCGGCGACAGGUUCGCCCACGACAAAUCCGACGGCUUCCACGCUGCGGCUGAAGGUUCCAAGGAGGCUUCCGAAGGGUCCGAGGCCAAGGGCCAGGGCCACAGGAUGGCUCAGGAGUCUUCCAAAGCGUCGGAGCAGGAUUCCAAAUCUGCCAUCGAAGGGUCCCAGGGCAAGCAGGAAGGCUCCAUGGGUGGCGCCGAGGGAUCGAGGGCCGGUCGAGAGGGCUCCAUGGAUGAGUCCGAGGCUUCUAGGGCUAAGGACCAGGGUGCUGCAGGAGAGCAGGGCUUCGGUGCUUUCUUCAAGGGUCUAGGUCUGGGAAACUAG
Messenger RNA from Annulohypoxylon truncatum, 911 nucleotides. RefSeq lists its product as uncharacterized. Bases 51 to 911 code for a protein of 286 amino acids. NCBI's taxonomy places the organism in Eukaryota, Fungi, Ascomycota, Sordariomycetes, Xylariales, Hypoxylaceae. The transcript has a single exon. The record is from RefSeq and is a predicted model, not a curated record.